Molecule: messenger RNA, 2499 nt
Organism: Boleophthalmus pectinirostris (great blue-spotted mudskipper)
Lineage: Eukaryota; Metazoa; Chordata; Actinopteri; Gobiiformes; Gobiidae
Gene: fbxo41
Product: F-box protein 41
Exons: 13
Coding region: 1-2499 (832 amino acids)
Molecular function (GO): protein binding
Source: RefSeq, a predicted model, not a curated record
AUGGCCUCUUUGGACCUGCCCUACCGCUGUCCUCGCUGCGGGGAGCACAAACGCUUCCGAAGCCUGUCGUCCCUCCGCGCUCACCUGGAGUAUAACCACACCUACGAGACCCUGUACGUCCUGUCCAAGUCCAACAGUGUGUGUGACGCUGCUGCUCUGCUGCCCCUAGUGGCUGAAGGAGCACUCAUCACUCCAAACAACAACGACUCUUUUGAGCCCCUGCGGCCCUCAGCAUUGAAGGAGAGGCACUUCCCCUGUCGUGAACUUCCCUGUGCAGAUGAGCUCAGUCUGACUCCUGCUCACUCCAACAGCUCAACUCGCUACAUACCCAAUGUGGAGUUUCCUCUGGGGGAGAUUUUCAUGAAGCAAGCCAUGGCAUCCACAGACCCAGGUCCUCAUGGUAACCCCAGCACAGCUGUGGCAGUAGCUGCUAAUGUGGCGGCCAGUGCAGUGGAGGCUGCCUAUGAAGAGGGGCUGGCCAGGCUGAAAGCACGAGCCUUUGAGCGACUGGAACUGGACGAAAGGCUGGAGAAACUGUCUGAAGAGGUGGAGCAGAAAAUAGCAGCUCGUGUGGGGCGGCUGCAGGCUGAGCUGGAGCGGAAGAGCUCAGAGCUGGAGAGGGCGAAGCAGGAGAGCGAGCGUCUGAGCCAGGAGAAACAGGACCUGGAGGAUAAGGCCACAGAGCUGUCGCGCCAGGUAGACGUGUCUGUGGAGAUGUUGGCCAACCUGAAGCAGGACCUGGUCAGCAAAGAAACCGAGCUCACACACAAACAGCAGGAGGUGGCCCAGAUUGACCAGUUUCUCCAGGAGACGGCAGCGCGCGAAGCCAAAGCCAAAGUCCGCCUUCAGCAGUUCAUCGAGGAGCUCCUGGAUCGAGCUGACCGCGCAGAGAAACAGCUCCAGAUCAUCAGCAGCUGUGGAACCACGCCCAACGGGAGCCUGGGCCGCUGCAGCCUGCAGGCCAACAAGGGCAACGGACGGCAGAGAAACUCAAGUCUUUCUGGAAGCACAAGGGGCAUGUACCAAGUGUCAGAGAGACGCUCCUCCCCCAGCACCGGAGCGUCCGUGCGGAUGAAGUCGGUGUCACAGGGCUCUGGGGGUUAUGACAGUGACAGCGUGGAGAUGCACCCGAUGGAGGACUGUCCGGAGACGCAGUACUACCACAUGCAGUGCAGGCUGGGAGAGGGAGGGGGCUACGAGCGCUCCCCCUCCUGCGGCGGGGCGUCCAGAAACUGGGGUCUGCGGAAACAGGCCAUUCAGAACUGGCAGAGGCGCCCGUACAGGAACAGUGAGGGAGAGGAGGGCGACGUGUCUGAUGUGGGGUCUCGGACCACCGAGUCGGAGGAGAUGUGGGAGCAGGAGAGGAGAGCUGUGGCGGAAGUCCAGCAGUCUGCACCCCCAUACCCCCAUCAUGUCAGAGCAUACUACCCCAAUAUAGGUCGACCUGAGCCCAUCUACAGCAAACCGUGCCGCCACGCCAAGAGCCCCUCCAAAUCCAACGAAGUCAUAAGUCCCGAGGUCCUGAAGAUGAGAGCUGCCCUCUUCUGUAUCUUCACGUAUCUGGACACAAAAACCCUGCUCCGAGCUGCUGAGGUCUGCAGAGACUGGAAGUUUGUAGCUCGUCAUCCGGCCGUGUGGACCAGAGUGCUGCUAGAGAAUGCUCGUAUUUCUUCCAAGUUCCUUUGCACAUUGUCUCAGUGGUGCACUCAGACACAUUCCCUUAUUCUACAAAACCUUAAGCCGAGACAGAGAGGUAAAAAGGAGAGCAAGGAGGACUAUCUUAAAAGCACACGUGGUUGUCUGGAGGAGGGUCUGGAGGCCUUGUUAAAAUCCACAGGGAGCAGCCUCCUCAUACUGAAGAUCUCUCACUGCCCUAACCUCCUGACUGACCGCUCCCUCUGGUUGGCCAGCUGCUACUGCCGAGCCCUGCAGGCCGUCACCUACAGGAGUGCCACAGACCCGGUCGGUCAGGAGGUCAUCUGGGCACUGGGGGCAGGCUGCAGAGACAUCAUCUCCCUACAGGUGGCACCACUACAUCCAUGCCAACAGCCCGCCCGCUUCAGUAAUCGCUGCCUGCAAACUAUCGGCCGAUGUUGGCCUCACCUCCGAGCUCUGGGAGUGGGCGGGGCUGGAUGUGGCAUUCAAGGGCUGGCAUCACUGGCCCGGAACUGCAUGCGGCUGCAGGUGCUGGAGCUGGACCAUGUGAGCGAGGUGAACCAGGAGGUGGCAGCAGAGGUGUGCAGAGAGGGGCUGAAGGGGCUGGAGAUGCUGGUGCUCACUUCGACCCCGGUGACCCCCAAAGCUCUGCUGCACUUCAACAGUGUUUGCCGCAGCCUGAAGUCCAUUGUGGUGCAGAUUGGAAUAGAAGAUUACUUUGAGGAUCCCAACAGUCCCGAGGCCAGAAAACUAUUUGAAGAGAUGGUGAAUAAACUCCAGGGUUUGAAGAAGAGACCAGGCUUCUCCAAAAUCCUCCACGUGAAAGCUGACAGUAUCUGCUAA